AUUCCUCUUUCUGAGAACCAUGAAUUUGGAACUUGGCACUUGGAAAUGUGACCUAGCAAAAGACACAUGGGCAAGAGCUAUGCUUUUCCAUUUCACCAAGGAGAGCCAGAGGCUUGCCAAAGAGUUGGGGGCCUCAAGCCACGAAGCAGAACAACAAUACUGUCUCUUGACCUGCUGCACCCCACUGAAGAAGGCCAGGGCUUUCAUGAGUCCAGGUCUUUGAAGUCACACCAUGAAGCUCUUACAUCAUGACACACAGCAUGGCAGAGGAGUCCUGACUUAGCGAGAAGCCCAAGUAAAGUCUUUUAUGAGGGGAGAGACUCUUCUGAAGAAGCACAACAAAUGGAGGGAAGGGCUUUUGACAAUCACCAAAUGAGCAAAAAAAAAAAAAAAAAGGGGGGGCGGUUGUCUUACAUGUCCACACCCUCCACGGACGAGGUAUAAAUGCUCCCUGGAGGAAGGAGACCCACCGCUCUACAACUUGGAGAUUUUGGACUGUGUCUUCAGCUGGACACUCCCUCCCUGCACCAUGUCUUACAGUUGUGGCCUGCCCAGCCUGAGCUGCUGCACCAGCUGCUCCUCCCGGCCCUGCGUGCCCCCCAGCUGCCACGGCUGCACCCUGCCCGGGGCCUGCAACAUCCCUGCCAAUGUGAGCAACUGCAACUGGUUCUGUGAGGGCUCCUUCAAUGGCAGCGAGAAGGAGACUAUGCAGUUCCUGAACGACCGCCUGGCCAGCUACCUGGAGAAGGUGCGUCAGCUGGAGCGGGACAACGCGGAGCUGGAGAACCUCAUUCGGGAGAGGUCACAGCAGCAGGAGCCCUUGGUGUGUGCCAGCUACCAGUCCUACUUCAAGACCAUUGAGGAGCUCCAGCAGAAGAUCCUGUGCAGCAAGUCUGAGAAUGCCAGGCUUGUGGUGCAGAUCGACAAUGCCAAGCUGGCCUCAGAUGACUUCAGAACCAAAUACGAGACCGAGCUGUCCCUGCGGCAGCUGGUGGAGUCGGACAUCAAUGGCCUGCGCAGGAUCCUGGAUGAGCUGACCCUGUGCAGGUCUGACCUGGAGGCCCAGGUGGAGUCCCUGAAGGAGGAGCUGCUGUGCCUCAAGCAGAACCAUGAGCAGGAGGUUAAUACCCUGCGCUGCCAGCUUGGAGACCGCCUCAAUGUGGAGGUGGACGCUGCCCCCGCUGUGGAUCUGAACCAGGUCCUGAACGAGACCAGGAGUCAAUAUGAGGCCCUGGUGGAAACCAACCGCAGGGAAGUGGAGCAAUGGUUCGCCACGCAGACCGAGGAGCUGAACAAGCAGGUGGUAUCCAGCUCAGAGCAGCUGCAGUCCUACCAGGCGGAGAUCAUCGAGCUGAGACGCACGGUCAAUGCCCUGGAGAUAGAGCUACAGGCCCAGCACAACCUGCGAGACUCUCUGGAAAACACGCUGACGGAGAGCGAGGCCCGCUACAGCUCCCAGCUGUCCCAGGUGCAGAGACUGAUCACCAAUGUGGAGUCCCAGUUGGCAGAGAUCCGCAGUGACCUGGAGCGGCAGAACCAGGAGUAUCAGGUGCUGCUGGACGUGCGGGCCCGGCUGGAGUGUGAGAUCAACACGUACCGGAGCCUGCUGGAGAGCGAGGACUGCAAGCUCCCCUCCAACCCCUGCGCCACAACCAAUGCAUGUGACAAGUCCACUGGGCCCUGUAUCUCCAAUCCCUGUGGCCUACGUGCUCGGUGCGGGCCUUGCAACACAUUUGGGUACUAGAGGCCCCACGACCAGGAGGAGAAGAAAGGCAUCAGUCACACCUCAAUUCUACUUCAUCCCAACAUCUCCAACAGUGACCACACUUUGGAAAGAGGCAGAAACCUUUCUAUCAGCCCUGGCUUCCAGGGGUCAGCUCUAGCCUUCCACUGUAUUCUCUGGCUUGAUUCUUCAGCAUAAGCCUGCAAAAUCUGUCUUCUGAGUCACAUAGAGAGACCUACAGCAGAAUCAAGAUCAAGUAAUAUCUACCAUCCUAAAGACACAUUUGCAUAACAUGUUAUAAUUGAACAAAACUUAUCUAAAUGCAAUUUAGAGAAAAUUCCAUUAAGUGUGCUAGAGCUGAUGGGCAUGCUAUGAAACAGAACAUAAUUGGAGUAAGUCUUCCUUGUCACUCUUGGUCUUUGGAGAUGCAAUAGAAAUCCUUUGUUAACCU
Symphalangus syndactylus (siamang) is the source of this 2174-nucleotide messenger RNA. It is a transcript of the gene KRT33A, whose product is annotated as keratin 33A. Gene Ontology annotation, molecular function: structural molecule activity. Gene Ontology annotation, biological process: epithelial cell differentiation; intermediate filament organization. Gene Ontology annotation, cellular component: cytoskeleton. Lineage: Eukaryota; Metazoa; Chordata; Mammalia; Primates; Hylobatidae. The record is from RefSeq and is a predicted model, not a curated record.